Messenger RNA from Phragmites australis (common reed), 1156 nucleotides. RefSeq names its product NEDD8-conjugating enzyme Ubc12-like. Gene Ontology annotation, molecular function: NEDD8 transferase activity. The transcript is spliced from 6 exons. Gene Ontology annotation, biological process: protein neddylation. Lineage: Eukaryota; Viridiplantae; Streptophyta; Magnoliopsida; Poales; Poaceae. The record is from RefSeq and is a predicted model, not a curated record. The coding region runs from base 392 to 943 and encodes 183 amino acids. Gene Ontology annotation, cellular component: nucleus.
AGGCAAUGCCGAACAGUCCAUUUAGCCCAUUCGGCUGCCGUUAGGGUUUCCGAGAAGAGGCGGCGGCGGCGUCGGCGCUAGAGCACGCCCGCUUCCUGCCCGCGCCACGUUCGCUCGGUGGACUCGGACUCGGACUUGGUCGCCGGCGGACCCGGCAGUUCCUCUCCUUAUUAAAAGCGGAGCUCUCCUCCUCUCUCUACCCAAUCCGCAACUCACCUUCCCCGUCUCCACUUCUCGUUGUCCAGCUCGAUUCCGUGGCGGUUCACCUCGUCUCCAACUCCGACUGGCGCCAGCGCGUUCCUCUGCUCGUUCCGCCGCCGGGACACCUCGGGCGGCCGCCCAACCUCGCCUCAGUGGUGGAUCCGACCCUGACUGGUUGGUUUCAAGAAAAAUGAUUAAUCUUUUUAAGAUUAAGGGCCAGAAGAAGGAUGAUGCAGCAAAUGCAAAUGGAAAGCCUGCUGCCAAGAAGCAAAGUCCAGGGGAAUUGCGUGUCCAUAAAGAUAUUGCUGAACUUAACCUUCCCAAGACCACCAAAGUUUCUUUUCCAAAUGGCAAGGAUGAUCUGAUGAACUUUGAGGUCACUCUUCGGCCUGAUGAAGGAUACUAUGUGGGUGGUAAAUUUGUUUUUACCUUCCAAGUUCCUCCGGCUUACCCUCAUGAACCUCCCAAAGUCAAGUGCAAGACUAAGGUUUACCAUCCCAAUAUUGACUUGGAGGGGAAUGUCUGCCUUAAUAUUCUGCGUGAAGAUUGGAAGCCUGUCCUGAAUAUCAACACCAUUGUGUAUGGCUUGAAUCUUCUUUUUUCGCAACCUAAUGAUGAGGACCCCCUAAACCAUGAGGCAGCAGCUGUUCUUCGUGACGACCCGAAAAAGUUUGAGAAAAAUGUUCAGAGGGCGAUGGCUGGUGGUUAUGUCGGUGAAACCCACUUCCCUAGGUGUAUGUAAGGCCUGAAGAUGGUGAUCGGUGUCUGACUUGUGGCAACUCUUGCUGACCAUAGCAAUGUGCUAUGGGGAACAUAAGACGCCAAGAAAGGGCUAAAUUCAAGUAUUCGGGUCAUGUAAUAUAAGUUGAUGUUACAUAGUCACUGAACUUACAAUCAGGAGGCUCUGCAUUGUGCUGUCGUGACAAAUUUCAUCUUCUGGCCGUUGCAGGGUUCA